ACCAGUCGCCCGAACAGGGAGCUUGCUCCCCCUCCUGGCACCCAAAAUGCCGGCGUGGAUACGGCGAAAAUCCUGCCGCCAACAUCCCGUAAAUAUGCUCCGUUCUUUCCCAAAGGAUUAUCUGCAACAGGGAGAUACAGUUUCCGCGAUUAAGCUAUUCCGUUUAACUGCAGCAGCGGCCAUGGAGAGGAUAGAGGAAAGUGAAAAAGCCAAAGCCGCGGCCUCCUUCAUUCGAGCUGAUGAUCCCAUCACCGUCCACGUAAAGUUCAGCGGCCGCAAGAUCUCAGUUACCCUUUCGCCUGAAUCUACCAUUCUGGAUCUUAAAUCCCGCCUCCACUCCCUUACCGACGUCCUCACUCGCUGUCAGAAACUCAUAUUUAAAGGCAAAAUUCAUGCAGAUGUAGUGAGUUUGAGGUCAGUGCAGAUAACUGAUGGUUCCAAACUAAUGAUGAUAGCUACUCUGGAUCAGCACAUAGAGGAUGAACCAAGUACAAAAGAUGGAGAAGACUAUUUAAGUAUUGGCGGUUCUUUUACCAGAACUCAAAAAGUUGCCAUUGCAAGGGCUAUGACAAUAUCUCGACGUAAACGUUGGAAGAAAAGUGGUGUUGCUAAUUGGUCGGGGAGGGCCUUGAAGGCUUUGCCUGAUGAUGUCUGGGAUUGUGCACCGUUUUUAAUAAAGAUGGAAUUCAGCUCCAAUUCUAUUGAAGAAUUGCCGAAUAAAAUUGGUAUUUUGAAGUCCUUGAAUAAGCUGUACCUGAAUGAUAACCAUUUAUGCGAUGAGAAGUUUAGCUGGGAUGGCCUUUCACAGUUGAAGUCUUUAACAGUACUAUCUUUAAACACAAACAGAUUAACUACUUUGUCGCCUUCUUUGGGUGAAUUGACCUCUCUGAGUGAACUCGAUAUUUCAAUGAACAAGAUAACAUGCUUACCAGAUGAAUUAGGAUGUCUUAAUCGACUUCAGAUUCUUAAAGCACGAAGCAAUAGGAUAAGCUCGGUGCCUGCUAGCAUUGGAAAUUGUUCCUUGCUUAAUGAGGUAGAUUUAUCAGCUAAUAUUUUGACCGAAUUACCAGAAACAUUUGGACAAUUACGAAAUCUGAAGGUUUUGCAUCUGCGUCUCAAUAACCUCAAAACGCUUCCUUCAACUUUGUUCAAAUUUUGCCAAAAACUAUCAGUUCUUAGUUUUUUUGGCACACAAAUCACCAAUGAUUAUCUUCGUCAGGCUGAGGGAUGGCAGGCUUUUGAUCGGCGCCGGCGUGGGAAGUAUGUAAAGGGUGUUGAUCCUGAGGCUGGACCAUCAAGAGCAUUUGAUAAAGGUGAUGAUAGUGAAAAGGAACAAUAAAAACUGAAGACUUUAUUUUUUUUUUUUUUUAAGUUGUUAGAACAAAUUUAUUUCAUUUAUUUUUUAUUUCUUUGCUUAUUGAGCUAUCAAGGGAAUGAUGAUGAUGAUGCAUGCAUAAUACAAUAGGGCUAUAGAGCAUAGAUCUUUGUUUUCUGAGUAUUAUUCAUAGGAUCUAUUGAA
Molecule: messenger RNA, 1519 nt
Organism: Dendrobium catenatum
Lineage: Eukaryota; Viridiplantae; Streptophyta; Magnoliopsida; Asparagales; Orchidaceae
Product: LRR repeats and ubiquitin-like domain-containing protein At2g30105
Exons: 10
Coding region: 47-1339 (430 amino acids)
Molecular function (GO): protein binding
Source: RefSeq, a predicted model, not a curated record